AUGCCCAUCGAAGAGGUAGACAACGAGGUUACGCGUGCUAUGUCGCGUUGGAAUCCUGUCUCGUCUAAGACGCUUAAAAAGUACAUGGCACUCGUGGAGCGCGAGGUAGAGGCCGCUAUAGCUGAGGAAAUGCCCGAAAGCAUAGGGGUCAUGUUCGACGACAGGAGUGCUGGUUCUACUUACUACGUUGGCAUCUACGCUGUCUACAUGGUCGACGACUUGGCGCAGUGA
Phytophthora nicotianae INRA-310 is the source of this 231-nucleotide messenger RNA. RefSeq lists its product as hypothetical. Lineage: Eukaryota; Oomycota; Peronosporomycetes; Peronosporales; Peronosporaceae. The transcript has a single exon. Bases 1 to 231 code for a protein of 76 amino acids. The record is from RefSeq and is a predicted model, not a curated record.